Messenger RNA from Jaculus jaculus (lesser Egyptian jerboa), 558 nucleotides. It is a transcript of the gene Dusp21, whose product is annotated as dual specificity phosphatase 21. Gene Ontology annotation, biological process: protein dephosphorylation. The transcript has a single exon. Gene Ontology annotation, molecular function: MAP kinase tyrosine/serine/threonine phosphatase activity. The record is from RefSeq and is a predicted model, not a curated record. Lineage: Eukaryota; Metazoa; Chordata; Mammalia; Rodentia; Dipodidae. The coding region runs from base 1 to 558 and encodes 185 amino acids.
AUGACAACGUCUUGUCUCCCCCCGUCUCAGGCUGCGCAGCAGCCCAUCACCCAGAGCCUCUCUCAAAUAACCAACUGUCUUUACAUCAGCAACGCUACCGAUGCUAACAACAAGCUCGUACUGUCCAGCAAUCACAUCACCUCAGUCAUCAACGCCUCGGAAGUGGCGAACACAUUCUUUGAGGGCAUUCAGUACGUCCAGGUACCCGUGACCGACACUCCCUAUUCAUACCUUUAUGAUUUUUUUGACCCUAUUGCUGAUCACAUUCACGGAGUGCAGAUGAGAAAUGGCCGCACGCUGCUGCACUGUGCCGCGGGAGUGAGCCGAUCGGCUGCUCUGUGCCUCGCAUACCUCAUGAAGUACCACACCAUGUCCCUGCUGGAUGCCCACACUUGGACCAAGUUGUGCCGCCCCGUCAUCCGGCCCAACAACGGCUUUUGGGAACAGCUUAUCCAUUAUGAAUUCAAGCUGUUUAGUAGGAACACGGUACACAUGAUCAACUCCCCAGUGGGUAUGAUCCCUGACGUUUACGAAAAGGACAUCAAUUUGAUGAUGUGA